Tuber aestivum (summer truffle) is the source of this 662-nucleotide messenger RNA. Lineage: Eukaryota; Fungi; Ascomycota; Pezizomycetes; Pezizales; Tuberaceae. The record is from the annotation of a GenBank genome assembly.
AGCAUUAGGUUCCCAGAGGUAGAUACAACACUUCCGGAGGUUGGAUCUGAUGCUCUGCUCGUCAUCCGGGAGGGUGUGUCCAAUCCUAUGUGUCCGUAUAAAUUUGAGACAGGCAUUCGGAGACAGCGAGGCUUUUCUAUCAUCGGUGUUCGGGAGGUAUGUCUUGUUUGUUGAUAACGGUUGUCGGCGACCAAUUUGAGGAAAAUGGUUGAGUGGGAAGAGACGACGAGAUGCCCACAUGAUACGAUAAAAGGACCAGUCGCCCCGGAAUCGUGGAUCUACAGCUUAGAACCCCAAUAGAAAAUAAUCCGCGUAUCCCUAACGAGUAGGUUUGGCUCUCUAAUUAUUUCAGAUUGAUCCUAAUUGUACUCGUACUAGUGGCUCCAGUUUCCGUGAUCCUAUGUACUGUACAAGCUAUUGACGUUGGUCGAAUCAUAUGGGCCUUUCACCAACACCUGUUGGAUGCCUUGUCGUCUUGGCCCCGAUGACCUUUCGUUGGAUCGUAAUAUAUUUCAGGGUGGGUUUGGUCUGUGCGAUUUGGUGGAUAAAGGAGACACUCACUCCGCGUGAUCUCAGGCCCCACUGGGACGAACUACACGGUCGAGGGUUACGAGAAGGGUCGUGUGACAAAAGUGGCCACAUCCGCCUUUGAUCCCAUUUUG